This is a messenger RNA of Triplophysa rosa, 4801 nucleotides long. RefSeq names its product thrombospondin 4a (gene thbs4a). Lineage: Eukaryota; Metazoa; Chordata; Actinopteri; Cypriniformes; Nemacheilidae. Gene Ontology annotation, cellular component: extracellular region. The record is from RefSeq and is a predicted model, not a curated record. Gene Ontology annotation, biological process: cell adhesion. Bases 1274 to 4174 code for a protein of 966 amino acids. The transcript has 21 exons. Gene Ontology annotation, molecular function: calcium ion binding.
AGCUCAUCAAGACAUUUCACAAUAAGAUACACAUUCUGUUAACAAGCUGAAAAAAACUACACCAUGAAGUAGAAAGAAGUUUUCCGAAGAAGCGGUGGAAGUUUCCAGGUGUAUGACAAAGCAAAUCCAGGCAUUCUUUGGCUUCAGAGCAAACCCCUAUGAUUCUAAUAUUUAUUGUUAUGUAAGGAUGACCUAAAAAACAUUUUGAGAUUGUGUAACAUCACAUAAGACACAUUUUAUGACUACCAUUCUCUAGUUUAAAACCUCUACCUAAGACACAUCUGCUUUUCCUGAGGGAGACACACUGUUUUCCAUCUUUUGAACUUGAAGACAUUUCCUACACAGCCAGUGAUACUUAUAUGAUCCGUAUUCACUCUCAUUGUGUGCAGCUAUGUUAAAAGCAACCAUAAUUCAAAACUUAUAAAAUUAUGUUAAAACAGUAUGUGAAUUGCAGAUAACGGAAGGGCUUUAAUAUAAAAAAUUACUUAGCAUUUACCACCCUUUUGAAACAUGUUUCAGAAAUAAAAAAUAUUACAUUAAAUUAAGUACCAGUUUAAGUCGUUUUAGUGCCAGUCCGGCCCUGUCUGCAGCUCCAACAAGGUUUAGUUGCAUCUUUGCAAAAAUGCAUGUUUGUGCACAAGUUUACGUGCUAUGCAGUUAUAGCGGUUAUGAAAUUAAACAAAUUGUGGUCCUGAUAGAGUUAACGUGGUUUCAUUCAGCCGCUUCAGAAAACUUCUGGUUUAAUUGAUUUUCCAUAACUCAUCUGUCAUUAUACUUGUCAAACCAAAUCAUUCUUGUAAUUCUGGUCUAAAAAUGUUGACUAAUUCAACUAAAUCAAGUUCAACUUCAAGUAAUAAAAAAAUCAUUCCUUUCGUCUUUUCAAGCGCAUUCGUUUAAUUUGAUUAUUUCAGAUGGAAUAUUUACUGGAGCACAUCACGUUGACAGGAGAAUUGACUCAAACCCAAAGUAAUCAUACCUUUAUAUAAUUUACCAUCAACAACAAAGGCUUUGGGCUGUGGCCUAAAUCUGACAAGCUUUUAUUAGUGUGGUCAUUUACUGUAAAAGAACAGAAGCAUUCUGGAGGAGGUGCUUAGUAACACCUUAAAUAUAAAAGACAUCUGAGGAGCAUAAAUCAUGCGAGCUCCAGUCUGCUUCUCAUUCGUCUGCAGGGCUUCAGUCUGGUCCAGGAGAAAAAAUCAGGGGUCAGAAACAUUUGUGCUGGAACGAGACUAAAAACACUUCAGCUGGAUUUGUGAUACACAAUUGAUCAACAAUGGGUGUUUGGAUAAGGACUGUGUUGAGUUUACAGGUUAUUUUACUGCUUCCUGUCACGGUGAAAGCCCAAGGAAUCGUUUAUGAUCUCCUGGCGUCAUCGGAUUGCCUCCCUGAUCUUCUGCAAGGAGGAAUAAGUGCAAAAAACAUGGACAACGUUUUCAUCCUGGCAACCCUGCAGCUGCAGAGCAGAGCUCCGGCGCGCAUCUUCCGCAUCUUCAACGCUGCCGACAACACAGACUACUUUGACUUCGCAGUGCAGGGGAAACUCAACAAAGUCAUUUUGAAAUACAUGAAAAGCAAUGGAAAACAAGGGACAAACACUUUCUCCAAAGUGCAGCUGGUGGACGGUCAGAAGCACCACAUCAUGCUUCACUUCGGUGGUCUGCAGCAGGGCACCCCCUUCACGACGCUCUACGUGGACUGCAGUCUGGUGGAGAGAGUGCACGAUGUACCCGUAGCCUUCAAAUCUUUACCGCAGGGGUCCGAGAGAGUGACACUGAAGACCCUACAAACAUCAUCUCAAGACAAGCUGUUGGACCUGAAACUCGUGCUGGAUGAGUCCAUUGAAAAUGUUGUGGAGCUUCAGGACUGCAGCCCUGAGAGUUCAAACAAUGAGGAGAUCGAAUACAAAGAUCACAGAGGACAGCAGAAAGAAACACUACAGCUGCUCGGAACAACCUCAAAGAUGGACGCUGGUCCGAUGUUUGAGUUAAUGCGGAUGAUCCAGGAGCUAAAAGAGAAGGUUGACCGGCAGACCAAAGAGACUGCAGACCUGAGGAAGACUAUCCUGGAGUGUGUUCAAUGCAAGGGUCAUUCAGGAACAGGACAUGACACAGGAAAACCAAACGAUAGGGAUUCCGAGUGUGGACGGGGGGUCUGUUUUAAACCGGGCAUGUGUAAGAAAACAGCAGACGGAGUGGAGUGUGCACCCUGUCCUGAAGGCUACACUGGAGAUGGAAUCCAGUGUGAUGAUAUAGACGAGUGCCAGUUCAACCCGUGUUUUGCUGGUGUACGGUGCGUUAACACCGUGCCGGGGUUCAGAUGUGAAAAGUGUCCACGAGGCCUCACUGGUCCAGAGAUCCAGGGUGUGGGCAUUAGCUACGCUCAGUCCAACAAACAAAUGUGUAAUGACGUGGAUGAGUGUCAGGUGGAUAAUGGCGGUUGCACACCCAAUUCAAACUGCCAUAACACAGUGGGUGCAUUCCACUGUGGAAACUGCAAGAGCGGAUACAUGGGGGACCAGACGAACGGCUGCCAAAACAUUGGACCUGGACCUGGUCCUGCUUCUAUAUCUGAAAGGCUGUGUGGAAACGGGCAGCCGAAUCCUUGUAACAUCAACGCAGAGUGUGUGGUGGAGAGAGACGGCAGAAUUAGCUGUCUGUGCGCCAUUGGUUGGGCAGGAAACGGCUACGUCUGUGGAAAGGACACAGAUAUUGAUGCCUAUCCAGACAGCAAACUUCAAUGCCGAGAUUCAACCUGCAAGAAGGAUAAUUGCAUAUUUGUUCCAAACUCGGGCCAAGAAGAUGCAGACAGAGAUGGGAAGGGAGACGCCUGUGAUGAGGACGCAGACAGUGAUGGAAUCAUCAAUGAACAGGACAACUGCUGGUUGACACCUAACAUAGACCAGAAGAACAGCGACAAAGAUCUGCACGGCGAUGCUUGUGAUAACUGCAUGCUCGUAGAGAAUCCAGACCAGCGCGACACAGAUAAGGACGGACUGGGAGACGCCUGCGAUGAUGACAUAGACGGAGAUGGAUUAAAGAACAUUCUGGAUAACUGUCAGAGGGUUCCAAACCCUGACCAGAAGGACAGAGAUAAUGAUGGUGUUGGUGAUGCAUGUGACAGCUGCCCUGAGGUUGCAAACCCCAACCAGUCUGAUACUGACAAUGAUCUUGUAGGUGACACAUGCGACACAAACAUCGACAGUGAUGGAGACGGAACUCAGGACAGCAAAGACAACUGCCCCACCAUCAUCAACAGCUCCCAGCUGGACACCGAUAAGGACGGACGCGGAGACGAAUGCGACGAUGACGAUGACAACGACGGCAUCUUGGAUGAUCAAGAUAACUGCAGACUGGUGGCUAAUGCAGAUCAGAAGGAUGAAAACGAGGAUGGGGUGGGUGAUGCCUGCGCCGGAGACUUUGACAAAGAUCAGGUGAUUGACAUGAUCGACACCUGUCCUGAGAACGCAGAGGUCACACUCACAGACUUCAGAGCUUAUCAGACCGUGGUUCUGGAUCCAGAGGGCGAGGCUCAGAUUGACCCCAACUGGGUUGUUCUGAAUCAGGGUAUGGAGAUUGUCCAGACCAUGAACAGUGACCCUGGACUAGCUGUUGGAUACACAGCUUUCAGCGGUGUUGACUUUGAAGGCACCUUCCACGUGAACACAGUGACCGAUGACGACUACGCAGGCUUCAUCUUCGGUUACCAGGAUUCCUUCAGUUUCUAUGUGGUGAUGUGGAAGCAGACAGAGCAGACGUACUGGCAGGCGGUGCCCUUCAGAGCCGUGGCCGAGCCUGGCAUUCAGCUCAAGGCUGUUAAAUCUAAAACAGGCCCUGGGGAGUUCUUGAGGAAUUCUCUUUGGCACACCGGAGACACAAACGACCAGGUGCGCUUGCUGUGGAAAGACCCUCGUAACGUGGGCUGGAAGGACAAGGUGUCCUACCGCUGGAAUCUGAAGCACAGGCCUCAAGUGGGAUACAUGAGAGUGAAGAUCUAUGAAGGCACAGAUCUUGUGGCAGACUCUGGAGUCAUUAUAGACACCAGCAUGAGAGGCGGCCGUCUGGGGGUCUUCUGCUUCUCACAGGAGAACAUCAUCUGGUCCAACCUGAGAUAUCGCUGUAACGACACAAUCCCUGAAGACUAUACGGAGUACAGAGCCAAGCAGUUGACCAACUAAAGACAGAAGAAACAGAAAAGCAUUAAAAGCCAUUCAUAGAAACGUCGAAACAACACAAACAGUAUUCUGAUCGCACAUAAAACCUGGAGCAUUUACUGACUCCGGCAUUCUCAACAAUUAUAGUUCUAAGAGUUAUGCUGUAUUUACUAAAUGAAUAGAAAAUAGCUUUAGGUUUUUGCAUUCAUUUACAAUAACAGAAUAAAUAUGUUUUAUUUCAUAAAGAAUGUAUAAACGAAAAUGUGGUUUAGACAGAAAGUUAAUGUGUCGGGACAAGGCAGUUUGAGUAGUCCCGUAUCUUUUUCAAUGCACUUCAACCAAGGUCAAGUGUGUCAUUUGCUCAAUCUGACAUAAAAGCUCUUAACCAAUGGCUUGAGUUUGGGGGCGGGACCAUCUGUUUAAUACAAGAUGGGCGGGGGCAUUGCGCAGAAGUUUUUGCCAUUUCAUUUGGUUACUAAGCUACACACUUCACCUUUAACUCUGGUGUUCCUGCACAAAAACACAGUUUUAUCCAUUUGUCUUUUUAUUGAAAGAACCUGCAAUAUCAAUAAAAACAUUAAAAAGAACAUUGAAUUCGUAACCUCAUAUGACUAUAUUUAUAUUCAUAAUGAAUAUAAAAAUCAACACAAA